AUGGACCCAUCGUCCCUGGAUGCCAGGCGGGCACUCUUGCGAGCGGACAUGGCGCCAGGGGGGUUGAGACGACCCUGGAGAAGCAUCGGAGUCCGACAUAGUUGGAUCGGACGAAUGCUGCAGAAUCACCUGGACCAGGUGUUUGAACGGUUGCAGCGACAUGGACUGAAGCUCAAGCCAACAAAGUGCAAGCUUUUUCAACGAGAAGUAACGUUCCUGGGACAUGUGGUGGACUGGGAUGGGGUUAGGCCUGAUCCAGCGGAGGAAGAGAAUCCUGCAUCUGUAGAAUCCGUGAUCGGUAAAAGUCUCCGGAUCCUUCUCGGAUCAUUUCUCAGUCCGCAGCUGGAUCCCGGACACCGACCCGACCCCGAACCUACUGGAGAUAUGAGUGGCUUCGCAGUUCUGAGGACGGGAAAGAAGAUGCCCCUCAUUGGACUGGGCACAUGGAAGAGCCAGCCUGGACAGGUCAAGCAGGCUGUGCAGUGGGCACUGAAGGCUGGAUAUCGUCACAUCGACUGCGCCUCGAUCUACGGCAAUGAGGAGGAGAUCGGAGCUGCUCUGCGGGAGGAGCUGGGGCCCAACAAGACGCUGAGAAGAGAAGACCUUUUCAUCACAUCCAAACUGUGGAACACUAAGCACCACCCUGAAGACGUGGAACCUGCUCUCCAGCAGAGUCUGGGGAACCUGGGUCUGGACUAUCUGGACCUGUACCUGAUCCACUGGCCCUAUGCUUUCAGGCGAGGAGAUGUGACGUUUCCGCGGUCGGAGGACGGCGCACUGCUCUACGAUGACACACACUACAGGGAGACCUGGGCAGCGAUGGAGAGCCUGGUGCACAAAGGCCUCGUGAGGGACAUCGGCCUCUCCAACUUCAACUCACACCAGAUCUCCGACAUCUGCGCCAUGGCAACGGUCCAGCCCUCUGUGCUGCAGGUGGAGGCCCACCCGUACCUGUCCCAGGACCACCUUCUGUCUCAGUGUGUGCAGCGAGGCCUGGUGAUGACGGCAUACAGCCCUCUAGGCUCCGCAGACAGAGCCUGGAAAGCUCCUGAUGAACCGGUCCUGCUGCAGGAGCCCAGCAUCAGGGACCUGAGCCUCAAGUACAACAAGUCCCCUGCUCAGGUCCUGCUGCGUUGGCAAACGCAGAGGGGUGUGGUUGCAAUCCCGAAGAGCGUCACGGAGUCUCGAAUCCAAGAAAACAUCCAGGUGUUUGACUUCUGCCUGCAGCCGGAGGAGAUGGCACAAAUCACUGCCCUGAACAGAGGGUGGCGCUACAUCGUCCCAAUGGUGGAGGUGGAGGGGAAGCGUGUUCCCCGUGAUGCUGGACAUCCACUCUACCCUUUCAAUGAGGACUGA
Knipowitschia caucasica is the source of this 1356-nucleotide messenger RNA. The record is from the annotation of a GenBank genome assembly. Lineage: Eukaryota; Metazoa; Chordata; Actinopteri; Gobiiformes; Gobiidae.